AUUGUGCCCUGGUCAAAGUCACUUAUUACACCCACACUGGUAGAGGAAUCACUAAGGAAAUGACUGGUUAUCUGCAUCGUAACAAGCAAGUGGAUCUGGUGACACAUCAACAAAUUAUGAAGAGAUACAAUAAGAUGGAGGAAUAAGAAGAGGUGGAGUUAGAGAAGGAAGACCAAGUAAAACAGAUAUGGAUGAAGCUGGGCGAAAAGGAGCACCAAGAAUGCACCUGCAAAACCAAAAAUGUGCUACAAAUACAGAAUUAAAGCACAUGGCAGAGUCUAUGGCCUGUCACCCUCUUCACCAUCUCCAAUCAUCUCACCCCGUGGAUUCAGGUCUAUUCACUUACAUCCUUCCCUCACACUCAAACACUCUCUUCACCCACUUACGUAGCCUUCAGGAGGAAGAACUACUCUUGGACUGCAUUUUUCCUCCCCAAUGCAACUCCUUCCAAGCUCACAGACUUGUGCUGGCAGCAGCCAGUCAAACCCCCGAUGAUUUUUUUUUGUCAAAACAAAAGUCUGGGCUUGGGGUGGAGGAAAUUGCCAAUCAUUUGACCCCAGUUGGUCUGAGAGUUGUUCUGGACUUUGCGUACUGUGGAGAUGUAGUCGUGGACUUGAGUAGAGAGGGUGUAAUGGAGGAUGUGCUGAAUGCUUGCAGGUGUCUUGAGAUGGAGAGACUGAGGCAAAGGUGCACAUCAAUGGUAGAAACCUCUGCAGCCACAGAGAGAGAGAAGAGCUUGACGAUCAUCAAUGAAUUGUGGGAGAGAGGUGUCGGCUGUGACGUCACAAUACAAGCAGAGAGUGGAGAGAGAUACUCAGCACACCGUGUGGUGUUAGCUGCAGGUGGCGACUAUUUCCGGGCAUUGUUCUGUGGAGGGUUACGGGAGUGCACUGAGGACAUUGUGUGCCUGCGAGGUGUGGAAGCCUGGGUCAUUGAAUCCAUACUAGGCUUCAUCUACACGGGCCAGCUCAGUCUGGGAUGGGGCCAGAUAUGGGAGCUCGCAGAUGCACUGUUUCAGUUCCAGCUGCUGGGGGCACUCUCACUGUGCAUUGACUUCCUGUUGGCAAGAAUGGAUGAAAGCACCUGUCUGGAUGUGCUAGUCCUGGCUGAGACCUAUGGGCUGGUCCAGCUGGGCCUGGGUGCAGAGCAGUACAUCCAAGCCCACUUCCAGUGCAUCUCUGCAGGAGAGAAGUUCAAGGAUGUCCCCUGUUACCUCCUGGACAAGUUGCUUGAUAAGGACUCAUUGUGUGUAGAGAGUGAGAUAGUGGUGUUCAGGGCAGUGGUGAGCUGGGUGGAGGACAACCCUAAAGAGAGACUACCAGUUCUGCCAGGCCUGCUCCACCAUGUUCGUUUCCCACUCCUCAGCAUCUCUGAGCUCAACGAGGCCCUAAACUGCCGCCUCCUUCGCAGGAGUACCAGGGCCAGAGGAUCUCUGGAGGUACUCCGAAGCCUCCUGGAGGGGGAUUACAGGGGGCCUGAAUGCCGAUCUCGCACCCCAAACCACGUGCUGGUUCUGGUCUGUGGGGACGCUAUCGAUGAUGAGUUCAUGAGGAGGGUUCCAAGCCAGACCUUGUGGUUUGCUCAGCAGUUCCAUCGCGGACCUGGUCUAAUCAGAAGCAUAGAUUGGAGGCCAUUCGCCAAGCUCCCUAAACCGGCCCGGUUCAGACACUGCGUCUGUCUCCUCAACAACAAACUGUAUGUCCUGGGAGGACGCAAGUACUACGGAGUGCUAGAUAUCCUCAAGACUGCCUUGAGGUUUGACCUGUCUCAGUGCAAAUGGCAACGACUACCUGACAUGAUGACUCAAAGAGAUUACUUUUCUGCUGUGUCUCUGGACGGUAAAGUCUUCGUUCUGGGUGGUAACCGUGACGACAGCCAAUACCUGGAUGCUGUGGAGUACUACACUCCUGAGGACAACACCUGGAGGCGGGCUCACCCUCUGGACACAGCUGUCUGCGGCCAUGCUGCGGCUGUUCUGGAUGGGCAGAUUUACAUCUCUGGAGGCUGUGACCCCCAUCAGCGCUGCCUUCCUUCUAUGUGGCACUACCAUCCUUCCCGUGGCUGUUCCACCAGAGCGCCCAUGACUGUGGGAGCGGGACGUGCGGGCCAUGCCAUGUUAGCUUUGGGGAGGGGGUUAGUGGUAGCUGGGGGGCUGCAGCCACUCUGGAUGGGCUUUGGAGACCAACUCCUCUGCGAGAUGUACGACCCCACAAAUAACUCCUGGUCCUCCAUCCCCGCCCUGCCUCAACCUCAUCUGUCACCAGGGGCAACUGUGCUUGAUGGACAGUUAUAUGUGUUGGGAGGGUCUUCAGCAAGCACAGAAGGCAAUACCAAUCGGGUGCAUCGAUAUGACCCCAUGGAGGGGUGCUGGGAAAACCUGGGGGAUAUGCCACACCCAUACACAGAUCUGGCAGCGUGUUCCUUACCCAUUCCUGGCAGAAUGUGAGAAAUGUAAUUCUGCUGACGAAACUAGGUAACACUUUGUCUGAAGGGGUCUGACAUGACACCUGUCAUGAUCAUGACAAUGUCAAAACCAACCACAUGUGACAAUUUAAUGUGAUGGCAAGUUGUCAUAAAAAAAGACAUUGACAGGGUAUGCUGUCUCGCUUAAUGUCUAGUUGUCAUACCAAAGACAUCUUAAACAAUGUCAAGUUAAGUGACAUAAUUGACCAAUUGUUGACCAAUUGUUGACCAAAUAUUGACCAAAUAUUGACCAAAUGACAACAGUCAUUAAAUAAAUAAUUCAGAAAGACGGCUUCAUGGUUACGAUGGUGGCAUGUUAGUCUAAUGCACACCCCUUCAAAUAAAGCGUUACCAGGAACUCUAUGGUUGGAUACUAUACCUUUUUUUGGUACAUCGGUACUUUACUCUCUCCCCUCAACAUUAUAACAUUUUGUCAUUUAUUUGGAACACACAAAAUAAAACCCUUCCAUCCCUGUCCCCUUCCAAACCUGUCAGUCACCGCCUGUCUACAGUGCACAGUGUGAGGGUUGGCGAAAAUACGUAGGUAACCUCAACCAGCCCAGUUAUAUCCAAGAACAACUGAUCCAACUAGUGAUGCCUCAGUUUCAUCGGCAUGGAGGAUUCAACUUCUCACUGCUGCAGUACACAGUCUGCAUAACCUGACUCAGAUUCAGAUUCAGAUUCAGAUUCAGAAAUACUUUAAUAACUCACUGUGACUUAAAUAAGCAGUAGCGGGCAAUGUAAUGUUGGUCUUACACUCUCUCUUUUUGUCUAUGCUACUCUAUCACCCAGAUGCACUCGCAUGUACUAAAAUUUGGCACCAAUUGAUUUAAUGUGAGUAAAACAUGUAGCUGCUAAAGGACAACCAGGACUGGGCCUGCCUCAAUGAGACCACUUUAGAACAGUCUGCGACAUGACCAGGUUUGAGCAGGUUUCAGGAGUCAAGACAGAACCCAUAUAGAGAAAACACAAUUCAAUAUUGUCCAUUCUGUUGUCUUACUGUGAUAACUUCUAUUACUCAGAUGCUGUCCUCGGGAUAUAUACAUGUGACAGGAAACAGGACUCGUGGUGUAGGUUAAUCAAGAACUGUGUGCAGAGCAGAUAUUAACAGAUUUAAAUGUGUAAUAUUCACACUGAUAUGUUCACUAUGUGUGCUUCUUUCUUAAAGUUUUGGUAUGUUUUUAAAGCUGCAUGAAUUGUUUUUUGGCCACUUUGUUGUGAACACAACACUGACAUACAGUAUAAUCACCUUUUAAUUUCGUAUAGCCAACUUGUGGGCAAACAUGUAGCAGUUAUGGAGCAACAUUAUCAUUCAUUUGGAGUCUUGUUUCUGCCCACUUGGCAAAUGUAAGCUUCUAGCUCUGUUUUUGGUUUCUAGCAAGUCCUGAGAAAAAUUUCUAGUGGCUAAAUUAUCAGGUUGUAAAUUCUCUACUAUACUCAACAGCUAGUGAGUGUUGUUUGGUGGUGAGCAAGUAGUGUGGGUUUUAGGAGCUUUUUCAUUGAACAGCUGCCUACUGUGGCUGAAAACAAAGAGAACGGCAAGAGUUUAACAGUAAAGUUGUGGGCUGGACAGCUAAACAACGAGCUAAAGCUAAAGGAAACUGCCGAUUAGGCGGUUAAUCUGUUAAUCUGUGUUCCUCAAGAAAUAGAAAUUUAGGCAUUUGAUUCAGGCUCUGAUACACAAAAAAGACAAUGAUCAAACAAGGAAAGGAAGAUAGAAAUAAGAAAAAUAACUCUGUUAACACCUCUAGCUGAAAGUGACGGUUGCUUCAGCGGCUGCAGGUCAUGACCACAACCUCAGCAUUUAAGUUAACGGUUGUCUUAUGCAUUUCUUGUCAAAAACAUCCUGUGUUAUAUGCCAGUGGGUUCCAAACUGACAGCUAUGCUUUUUUGACACAUAUGAUAUAGGCACCAGAAAAUAGCAAUGGCUUGCUAAGCAAUAGAUUGUGUGUAUCGUAUUGUGUGUUUCAUAUUUGAUGUAGAUGAGUCAGGCUUUGUGUGUGCCUUUUGAUCUUAACAUUGCUAAUUCGAUGCUAAACUGCUAAAUGCGGGACUGAAUGUUCCCAGUUUAUCAGGUUCAGUAUCAGUAUUAUAUCAGUAUCAGGUUUUUUUACUACCUGAUACUGAAUUUAACAUUUUGAUUUUAAUUAUUUAAUUAUUUAGAUGCUAAUAGAAGCAUGCGCUCGGUUGUGUUAUCCAGCCUGUGUCUAAAUACAUAGAAGGAUAAAAGUCAGUCUACUUAAGGCCCAGUUAGGAUUAUCUAAUGGCAGAAAUUUAAUAUAAUAUGCAUAGGUAUGUUUUCAUUAGUGUAUAAUCACCUGAAAGUAAGAAUGUUUUUGUUACCUUAGCAUGAGCCAUUUUUAGCUACAGAGGGAGUCCUCUUCCAUGAAAGUUGCCAUGUUGAGCUGUUUCUAUAGUAGCCCAGAAUGGACAAACCAAAUACUGGCUUUAGAUAAGGCCUUUUGCGUUUUCCGCAAUUUUCACAGCCGCCAUAGAUUCUCAGACAUACUUAGACUGAGAGGAUGAGGCAUUUCAAUCAGCAACUACACUGCCAGAUGCCACUAAAUCCCACACACUGGACCUUUAAGCAGGCGCUAACAUAACGUUUAACUGCAAAUGUAUAAUAUAGAAACUCAUCUGAUACCUAGGUUAUAGGGCACAGGUAAGUGUUCUUUAGAUGUGCUUGGCUGGAGAGAGAAUCAGCUAGGAACCACGACAUUUGCUAAAUGUGUGAUUAGGUUUUUAUCUGCUAUUUUUCAGUAAGGCUCUUUGUAACCUUGUUUAAAAAAGUGCUAUAUAAAUAUAGUUUAAUAUUAUUAUUAUUAUUAGUAGUAGUAGUAGUAGUUGUAGUUCUAGUAGUAGUAGUAGUAUGACACACUCUAUGGUUAUGGUUAAUUAAAUUAAGGCACAAAAUUACUUAGAUUAGGUUUAGAUUCAGGGAAAAACCAUGGUUAGGGUAAAAUCAGGACAUAACCACACAGUCGUCAUGUGGAUGUCCAACAAGGUACAGUUGUUGCGUAUAUUUCCCCACUUUUAUCUCUCCCAAUUUCCUAUCAGUUAAUUAAAAAGAAUAACUUCUGCUUUCUGUCAGACAGCCCUGAAAGGGAAAAUCCACUGACGGCAUACAUCAAGGUCAGUUUACACGUCAUUGGGAGCACUCGUCAGCAGCUUUUGUGGGUCUGAAGGACAUUCUUAACUUUUAGGAAAUAACCCUUGAUGAUUAUGUCAUCAUAGUUGUACCUGCCAAGGACUGAAACAAAUUGAGGGAAGAAAGGCGAGUAUAGUCAAGUGGGUCGAAUGGUAAAUUAAGUCAAGCUAUCUAAAUUUUAACAUCAGCAGAACAAAGGAAAACACAAAGACAUUUUGACAAUUUUUUACGAAAUAAAAGUUUCAUUAAAAAAUAAAAACAUGGGAAUAUUGUGUGCACCAAAGCAGAAACCAAAGUCAAAUUAAAUCAACUGAACAUCACCUCUUCAAGUUCAAGAUGUUCCACACAUACAUUUUUAAUUCUCCAAAAUGUCAGUCAACCACUUCAAUCAAACAAAAAAUAUGCUAAAUGAGGUCACACAACCCACAACAUCAAAUCUUCUGCAGUAAUGUUGUCCUAUUUAUCUGCUUUUUUCACACACUACAGAACAACAGCUUCCUGUCAUCAGUGAUAGAGGUUGACGUUGGCUAAGACUGAGUGUGUGUUGCAUAGGAGAGGGUAGGAAGAUAAUAAAAUGAACAACUACAGUUAUUCAGUCUUUUAUAUACUUUUUGAUCAUUUGCCAUUGUCAUUGAAGAUGUUCUCUUCUUGCUGUCCUUUGACUUUUUAUUUUCUUGCAUUACUUAUUUUAUUAAAAACUAAUGUCCUCAAAAGGACAACACUCUGAAGUCAGUGAUCAAAAAGGUACUUUUUGACCUUUAAGUUCUUUUAGGGUUUAGGGGAAUCACUCCAAAUCAGCAAACAUUAGUUUCUAAGGUUAUUUUGGUUAUUCAUCUUUUAUGUGAGCGAAAACGGUUUUUUAAACAUGAUGGUGUUCUGAAUAGUGUUGUAGAUAAUAGUGUAGAUUAAGGAAAUUAGACAAACGAAUAACAAACACUGUAGCAUACUGCUUCUUCCCUCAUGGGCCUACUAGUCCAAAACUGACAUUCAAGAAAAUGAGAAAAUUCUGCGCAGUGUCAUUACAAAUGAUCAGAGGCAGAGCUGCUUUGAAAUCAUCUUAUUGGUCCUCAACUAAGGUUCAGUCAGGAGAACCCAGACCUUAUACAAAUAGUAUUUCAGGCCAUUUACAACAUGGUGUAAAGUGACUUCAUUUAGGCCUUUGAAAACUAGGAUCCAUUCCCUUUUAAAAAACAGGAAGCUUGCAUGACAUUAAAACAGGGUCUUUCAAAGCAUGCUUUCUAUUCAUUUUUAUAGACUAUUCUCUAUGGCUUCAUCUGACAAACAAUAUUUUGCAAAUGAUGUAAACAAAGCAUUGUUUUGUAAAACUAAAUGUAGACAUUUCUGAAUGUGAAUGUGAACUUCCUGUAUUCUGAACUUACUUGCCGUCCUCAGCAGACAGUUUUGUGCAGUUGUUCAUGUUUAGUAAUGUUUUAUUGACUGCUAUGACCUCUCUGACUGACUGAAAGCAUCAGAGACACCACAAGAUAUAGAAGUCUGUGAAUAGUGGGUCUUGGCCUCUUUAGAUGGAGGUUUUUAACAUUCAUAAAUGGGACCGGGCCUCUUGGUUGCUAGGUGCAGUUUAAACUGGUCAUCAUAUAGUUGUGUAUCCAGGAUGUUCUUAGUCAAGAUUUUUUGAAAUCCAUGUAAUUUAUCUGACUCAUCUUUCGUGUGACAAUGUUUCCUUUUGGCUAGCGCUAAGUGAUAUUCAGCAAAUUUGAGGCAAGCUCUGAAUCUGGAAGUAGAUAAACCACAUGAAAUGUUGUAACUUGGCCGUUUCAGUCAGGUCUUGUGAAACAGUGGAUGACGAAUAUGGUAAAUAACGUGAAAGGAAGGAUACUUUGAUGAAAUGUUGCUUACAAAAUGUUCUAUUCAAACUGAACAUUUAUGUAAUAGCAAUGCAACAUCAUACGUCGGUAAAGGACAAUACUUCAUGCAGUUGUCUGGAGCUCUCAAUAAUAAUGCAGACCAGCA
Messenger RNA from Morone saxatilis (striped sea-bass), 7582 nucleotides. RefSeq names its product kelch-like protein 33. The coding region runs from base 188 to 2446 and encodes 752 amino acids. The record is from RefSeq and is a predicted model, not a curated record. Gene Ontology annotation, molecular function: protein binding. The transcript is spliced from 7 exons. Lineage: Eukaryota; Metazoa; Chordata; Actinopteri; Moronidae.